AUGGUAGCAGCUUGCCAGGGUCCUAAAGCGUCCGGCAUCGACUAUCCCGCCACCGAGCAUGGGGUUGGGCAUGGACCCUUUUCCGAUUCUUCUACCCCGCGUUCACUCGGAACUAGCAUUGCCGGUAUACUCCCGGGCAGUUCGAAGCUAACGCAUAGUCUAGUGUCCACCUCGAUCAACAAGCUUGCUUCCCAUCCUCUGAUCGUCAUCAUCAGCAUCUUUUUAUCGCAGCCACCUCCAAUAGCUGGCAGCCAAAUAGUCCAAAGAAAACAAGCCGAGAUGCCUGUCGUUACACAGGUGGCCUUCAAGCCAUUGAACCCGCCCAAAGUGGGCGACAAUGGGUACGUCGAGCCCAAGCCUGGCAAGUCGGAAGUGCUCAAGAAGGGAUCGGCGCCGUUCGGGUGCCGCACGCUCGACUCGGACGUGCGCAUCGACCACGACGUCGAGAUCGUGGUGCGCGAUGGCUGCCGCCUGUACGCCGACAUCUACCGCCCUGCGACGGACGAGAAGAAUGUGCCCAUCAUCGUCUCUUGGUCCCCUUACGGCAAAAAGUACUCGGCGAUCGACAUGAUCUUCAACGUAUGCCUCUGGCGCUGCUGCAUCCGCGACGAAGAUGUCAGCGGGCUGGAGAAGUUCGAGGGCCUCGAUCCGGCUUGGUGGGUGGCUCGUGGCUACGCGAUUGCCAGCGUCGACGCGCGCGGGGCUGGCAACAGCGACGGUGACACGCUCGUGCUCGGCUCGCAGGAGGCCGAGGACAUCCACGACGUGAUCGAGAAGCUCGCAAAGCUCCCCUGGUGCAACGGCAACGUGGGUAUGGCCGGAAACUCGUACCUCGCCAUCUCGCAGUGGCACGCAGCCGCACAGAACCCGCCGUCGCUCAAGGCGAUCGCGCCGUGGGAGGGGUCGGGCGACAUCUUCCGCGAGCAGUUCUGCCGCGGCGGCUGGUUCAACAUGAGCAACUUUGACCUGAUCACUACGCUCGUCAUCAAGGGCCGCCACGGCGUUGAAGACUUUGCCGAGAUGCACCGUCGCUCGCCGCUCGCCAAUGCUUUCUGGAACGACAAGCGCGUCGACAUGACCAAGAUCAACAUUCCCUGCUUCAUUACCGGCUCCGACUUUAGCCAGAUCCACACCAUGGGCGCCGUUCGCGGUUGGAUGCAGGUCAACACGGACAAGAAGUGGAUCAAAUGGAGCGGAUACCAGGAGUGGUUUGAGCUGUAUUCGUGUCCCGAGUCAAACGUCGAGCUCAAGCUCUUCUUUGACAAGUAUCUCAAGAACAUCGACAAUGACUGGGAAAAGACACCCAAGGUGCGCUGGGCGACGCUGCCAUUUGGUGAUCGCGAUGUCAAGCACGACAUUGUGCUUCCGGAUUUCCCUGUUCCCAACACCGACUACCGCACCUUCUACCUCGGUCCGAACGAGUUGCUGUCCGAGACGGCGCCCAAGGAAGCCGGCACGUCGUCGCACAACUCGGAGGAGCGAUUCUCGAUCUCCAAGUUCCGACACACGUUCAAGGAGGCGACGCGGCUGAUCGGGCUGCCCAAGGCGGAGCUGUACAUGAGCUGCGAUGCGCUCGACGAUCUUGUGGUGUUUGUGCAGCUGCGCAAGCUCGACGUGAACGGCAAGGAGCUGAGCCAGCUGCAGUUCCCGUUGUCGCGCGCGCCCGUCAAGUCGAUCGACGACAUGCAGCCCAAGGAAAAGCAGAGCCUGAGCGUCCACAAUGGCUCCAUCGGCAUCCUGCGCGCCUCGCAGCGCAAGAUCGAUGCCGCUCGCUCGCUCCAUCCGCAGUUCCCCUUCCACCCGCACGACGAAGUGUGGAAGGUGCCGCGCGGCGAGAUUGUCAAGCUCGACAUUGGCAUCUGGGCAAUGGGUGUCGACUACGAUGCGGGCGAGUCGAUCCAGGUGGAUGUGCUCGGCCAGUGGCCCGGCUUCGACGAGGUUGCCGCCUUUUCCAAGCCUCGUCCCGAGUCCGAGAGGAACAAGGGCACGCACGUCAUCCACUUUGGCCCCGACUAUCCCAGUCGUGUGAUCCUCCCCUUUGUUCCGCUACGCCGAGCACGAGGCUACCCCGCGUGGCACGACGAUGAUCACCGGCGACCUCAUGGCUCGAUCAGCCACCUUUUGCCCCUCGCUCCGGCACCGACUUCACCGCUCCGUGCCGAUGCCAAUGCCCAAUCGCCGGCUCGACGACUCCACAUGGAGCGGCCGACUCCACAUCCACUUGCCGCUUCUCAGAUCAGCAGCAGAACAAAGUUCACCACAAUGUCAACUCAAGCAUCACAAAACGCAAGCGGAAACGCCGCUUUGACGCUCGGUGAAUCCGCCCGCCCGGUCAAGCCCAGGGUUGUCGUAACUGGCGGAUCUGGCAAGCUUGGACGAGCCACUGUUGCGCACCUCGCUGAGCAUGGAUGGGAAGUGAUCAACUUCGAUCGCGUCCGACCCAAGACCGCUUCCGAGGACGGCAAGAGCGGUCUGGGAGGAGCAUACCGCCUCGUCGAGAUUGACCUGACUGACAUGGGUCAGGUGCUCGAGGCGCUUUGCCAGAUCGAUAUGGCCUACAAGGGAGUGCAGGCCGUGGUUCAUCUCGCCGCCAUGCCCUCGCCCGGUCAGAGCUCGUCGAGCAAGCAGUUCAACACCAACGUCGCCUCGACUUACAACGUGCUCGAAGCCUGCCGCAAGCUGGGCAUCAGCAACAUUGUCAUGGCCAGCAGCGAGACGCUCAUCGGCAUUCCACUCGACAUCCCUCCUGCCAAGUUACCCAUCACCGAGGAGAGCCCUCUGCUUCCCGAGAGCGCCUACUCGCUCUCGAAGCUCGUGGGCGAGACGCUGGCAGAGCAGUACGUUCGCUGGUCGACUCAGUCGCAUCGCAACCCCGGUGCCGCCGCCAAGAUCAUCAGCAUGCGCUUCAGCAACGUCAUGCUCGAGGAAGAGUACGCUACCUUUGCCGACUGGCAGGAUGACCCCAAGAAGCGCUACUGGAACUGCUGGGGCUACAUUGACGCUCGCGACGGCGCAGAAGCCAUCCGUCUCGCCCUCGACAAGGACAUCCAGGGUCAUCACGCAUUUAUCAUCGCGAACAAUAGAACCCUGAUGGCGACGCCAUCUGCGGAGCUAGUCAAGCAGGUAUUCCCUGGAGUUCCUUACACUCCGCUCAACGACCACCCGAACGUGACCCUACUAUCCAAUGAGAAGGCCAAGAAGAUGCUCGGAUGGGACCCAAAGCACGAUUGGAAGCCUUGA
This is a messenger RNA of Moesziomyces antarcticus, 3240 nucleotides long. RefSeq lists its product as uncharacterized. The record is from RefSeq and is a predicted model, not a curated record. NCBI's taxonomy places the organism in Eukaryota, Fungi, Basidiomycota, Ustilaginomycetes, Ustilaginales, Ustilaginaceae. The transcript has 6 exons. Gene Ontology annotation, molecular function: dipeptidyl-peptidase activity. Bases 1 to 3240 code for a protein of 1079 amino acids.